AUGACCCAACGAAGAAAAUCCGUAAAGGACCCGGCGUACCGAGCGGUCCGUGCAAAAAAAGGACCCACAAGAUUCGAGCAAUGGCCGAUGCUCCCAGAAGUGGCGAAGAGAAUGGUGAUCGGGAAUUUGAGUUUUGAGGAUAGAAACAACAUUCGUCAGUGCUCCACCGUCGAAAUGAAGCUGGUCGAUAAAAUAGCUGAUUCCUUCGACAAGCUGAGAAUCUUCGAAGCGAAAAACGAUGAGGAAACCAAGCAAUACUUGUGCCUGUCGAUAAAUAGAUGGAAUUUCAAAGUUCUGAAGACCGACAAUCUCAAAAAUCGAACAGCCAUCGGAGUCGGCGCUGUCACAACUUUCUGCCGAAUCUUCGCGAAUCCGAGAACUACUGCAAAAUGUGUAGAGUUGGAUUUUCCCUACAGAUCAACUCACCGUAACAUUAUGCCAAUUUUGGUCUCCGAACUUGCAAGGACUGGCGUCAAAAUCCGAGCCAAGGAGCUCUGGGUCAGGAGCAAUCAGGCCGCUUACAAGUGGAUCGGAAAAGUCCUGAAAGCUUUUGAACCGGGGCACCUGGAAAAGAUCGCAGUGGGCCGUAUCUCAGGAAAGGACUACGCGGAGAUUAAGAACACCGAGCAGUUCAAGGCCUGCAAACAAUAUAUGCUCAUCGCAGAAAGUAAUUUUCAGUUAUACAAAGGGUUUGAUGGGACUUUCCAGCUGGACCUGGAUGCUGUGAUGCGGAGAAGCUUGAAGUUUCGAUGCAAGUUCUAAGACCGGAUGAAGCGUGGAAAGUGAUUACAAGCUUCCGUGCAAGAUCCAACUUGCCCCUCGGAUCGUUCUUCAAAAUCUCCACCGGCCAAGAAUGGAAAAUUCAAGAUUUUCUCAAGGAAUUCGAUGUUCCGGCUGUCCAUCAUCCUCAUCGUUAUGAUCAACACCAUUAUGUUUCACACCGCCAAGCGUUCGACAUGGAAGAUGAGACAAAAGUAUUGGUGAUCACACUUUGGACGUCACACGAGCACAGCGAGCUUUGCGGAGAAAUUUUCGAUAGGGAGCGGUUCCGAAGCAUUUAUGACAACAACGAUCAGUAAUA
Molecule: messenger RNA, 1081 nt
Organism: Caenorhabditis elegans
Lineage: Eukaryota; Metazoa; Nematoda; Chromadorea; Rhabditida; Rhabditidae
Source: the annotation of a RefSeq genome assembly